AUCGGCUCGAGGGUUGGUGCUGGGCGGGAAAGUCGGGGCUGAGCGCCCGCGGGGCUCCUCACAGAGGGAGAGCGGGCGUGGGGCGGAGACCCUCGGUUCGGCGGCGCCGGGGUCGGUGACACCGCUCACCGCUGUCAGCGCUGUUCGCCUGAGUGCGCUUUAAAAGCUCGGAAGGGCCUUCACAGGAUGGGUGCAGCGAUCUCUGCAGAGCACCCAAGCGGCUGCGGCGUCCCAGAACCGCUGUGCUGCUGAGGACAAAGCCCACAGCCCCAAGGACUGCCCCGUCUGCUCCUACAACGAGUGGGACCCCCUGGAAGAGGUCAUUGUGGGAAGAGCUGAAAACGCCUGUGUUCCUCCUUUUUCUGUGGAGGUCAAGGCCAAUACAUAUGAAAAGUAUUGGGGAUUCUAUCAGAAAUUUGGAGGUGAAAGCUUCCCCAAAGACCAUGUGAAAAAAGCUAUUGCUGAAAUUGAAGAGAUGUGCAAUAUUUUGAAAAAAGAAGGUGUAAUUGUCAAGAGGCCUGAUCCAAUUGACUGGUCUGUGAAGUACAAAACUCCUGAUUUUGAAUCUACGGGUAUGUAUGCUGCCAUGCCAAGAGACAUCCUGCUGGUGGUAGGAAAUGAAAUCAUUGAAGCGCCUAUGGCCUGGCGUGCUCGUUUCUUUGAGUACAGAGCAUAUAGGCGAAUAAUUAAAGAUUACUUCAACAAUGGUGCUAAAUGGACAGCUGCUCCCAAACCCACAAUGGCAGAUGAGCUCUAUGAUCAGGAUUAUCCUAUCCGCUCUGUUGAAGACAGACAUAAACUGGCUGCUCAGGGAAAAUUUGUAACUACUGAAUUUGAGCCAUGUUUUGAUGCUGCUGAUUUCAUUAGAGCUGGAAGAGAUAUCUUUGUCCAAAGGAGUCAGGUUACAAAUUACAUGGGCAUUGAAUGGAUGAGGAGACAUCUUGCACCUGACUACCGAGUGCAUGUAAUAUCCUUCAAGGAUCCAAACCCUAUGCACAUUGAUGCCACGUUUAAUAUCAUUGGACCUGGUCUUGUGUUGUCCAACCCAGACCGUCCCUGCCAUCAGAUUGAGCUCUUCAAGAAAUCAGGCUGGACAGUGAUUCAUCCACCAGUGCCACUCAUCCCAGAUGAUCACCCACUGUGGAUGUCUUCUAAAUGGCUUUCCAUGAAUGUCCUAAUGCUGGAUGAGAAACGUGUGAUGGUCGAUGCCAAUGAGACUUCAAUUCAGAAGAUGUUUGAAAAUUUGGGCAUUUCUACAAUUAAAGUGAAUAUUCGCCAUGCUAAUUCACUGGGAGGUGGUUUCCAUUGCUGGACAUGUGAUAUCCGCCGCCGUGGUACCCUGCAAUCUUAUUUUGACUAGUCACAAGCCAGCUAGGCAGCAAUGGUUUAGCUUCAAAAAUAAGCAUAGGGAAUGAGCUCAUGCAACCUUUUUAACAGAAGUGAAAUUAAUUUGUUCUAGUGCUUUAUCAGUGGUGUCCUUACAGUGGUCUAGGGAGUGAUUUGUUCUUAAGUACUCUCACUUUAAGCAGCAUAAUUGAAACAACUUCCAUCAGCAAUGCAGACUUUCUGGCUGGCUUUUUGAAAGACAUCCUUUAUCUGUGAAGCCUUUUCACGUUGGAUUUGAACGUAAAGACAAGACAGCUAAAGGCUCUUGCUAGAUGAGCUUGGUCACUAACACUGGACAUCUACCUCUGUCUACUACUCUAUGAAAUAGGCAGCUUGAAAUGUUAAGCUUGAAUUAACAUUUCUUAUUCCUUUUUAAUCAGUUUAUUAUUCUAAUAUGUUAGUGUUUGAUGCAGUUAAAACAGGUGCAUCUGUACAGAUUUCUUAUAGAACCGAGUAAUUUCAUAAUGCUUUUCUUGUUGGACCAUACAGAGAAUUUCUAGUAUGAUCUGACUUUAAAACAUUAUUUUUAUUUACUUGUGAUGUCCUUCUGCAUUUUCUUCUAACACAUUUGUCAUGCAUCUGAACACAUUUUUAUAUUACUUUUUGUAUUGCUGAAAUAGGUUCUUUUAUUUAACUUUUAAAAAUAUAUAAAUGAUAGCUAGUAGUCUUCAUCUACGGGUUUUACUGUGAAUUGUUUACAUAACUUAAAAACAAAACAAAACAAAAAAAAAAACACAAAAAAUGGAAAGCAAAAAGAAAACACAAAAAGACACAACAUGUCUCCUAGCUCAAACCUCCAACACUCUAACAACCUCCCUCAACAGUAGCAGGUACAGAAAUUUGAGUAUUGAUUACUGAAUAUGUACUUUUUAUGCUAAUAAACGUUUUUGCCUUC
Meleagris gallopavo (turkey) is the source of this 2281-nucleotide messenger RNA. The record is from RefSeq and is a predicted model, not a curated record. NCBI's taxonomy places the organism in Eukaryota, Metazoa, Chordata, Aves, Galliformes, Phasianidae.